This is a messenger RNA of Neltuma alba, 1318 nucleotides long. RefSeq names its product phytochromobilin:ferredoxin oxidoreductase, chloroplastic. Lineage: Eukaryota; Viridiplantae; Streptophyta; Magnoliopsida; Fabales; Fabaceae. The record is from RefSeq and is a predicted model, not a curated record. Gene Ontology annotation, biological process: phytochromobilin biosynthetic process. The transcript has 9 exons. Gene Ontology annotation, molecular function: cobalt ion binding; phytochromobilin:ferredoxin oxidoreductase activity. The coding region runs from base 142 to 1116 and encodes 324 amino acids.
AAUCCCACAAAACUUACCUUUCGACACCUAUCCCCCAGUCCCUGCAAUGGUAAUUUCAUUGAGGAAAGUCGAAGAUAGUGAUUUCCAAAUUUUCUGAAGCGAAACUGCGAAAGCUUCAGAAUCUCACAGAGCCUUUACUCGAUGGAGAUUGGCUCUUCCCCCUCAACUCUCUGCUUUAAACCAGCACUACAACCACUAAUUAAAACUAGUACUAGCGGUUCUACUUGCUGCUGGAGGAACAGAAGAGUCUUGGCACGCAGCUUCUCGGUCUCUUACCGGAAGUUCGUCGACUUUGCUUUGGAAGAAACCAGACGCCACACUCAUUUGGUCCCUUCGCCUUUACAGGAAAAAUUCAGUUCCAUCAAUUCCAAGGAUGGUAAAGGAAUGCUUCAUAUGCGAUCCUUUCAAGCUGCCAAGAUUAGGCUUCUGCGAAGUUUGAGCAUUGAAACCAAAACAGUGCAGGUUCUGGAUUUUGCUGUCUUUCCAAAAGUAGAAUAUGACGUACCCAUAUUUUGUGCUAACUUUUUCACGAGUGGCAGAUCAAACAUCAUUGUGCUGGACCUUAACCCAUUGCAUGAUAUUAUUAAUCAGCAGGGUUACAAGGAAAAGUACUUUAGGAGCUUAAUUCCUCUUGGCCUAAAAUAUGCUGAGCUUUUACCGUGGGGAGGGAAGCUCACAAGCGAGUCCAUUCAAUUUUUUUCACCCAUUGUCAUAUGGACCAAGUUUCCUUCAAGCCCAGAAAACUAUGAUAUUCUGUAUUCUGCAUUCCAGGAUUACUACAAGGCGUGGCUGGAAUUAGAAGCCAGAGCUGUUGAGGAGACAGAUGCAUCUCAGAUUUCAUGCAAUCGUGAAGCACAGCAUAGAUAUCUAACGUGGAGAGCAGAAAAGGAUCCAGGUCAGGGACUCUUGAAGAAGCUUAUUGGGGAGACGCUUGCGAAGGACUUGCUGAGGAGCUUUCUAUUUAAUGGAGUUGAUGAACUUGGAAGCAAAAUGUUCCUUGAUUACUUUCCAGAAUUUCGUUGCGAGGACGGCAGUGUAAAUAAAUCACACAGCAUUGUCGGAAAAUCUUAUGAAAAUCGCCCUUGGGAUGCGAGAGGUGAAUUCAUCAGCAGCUGAUUUCACUAUCUAGUUUUGCAAGGAGAUGGUUUUUGAAGAAUUGCUCUUGUAUCUAGCUCUUGCGUCUUGAGUGCCUCUAAGAUGGGAUUUCCUCAGCUUGUAUACACAAAACCUAUAAAUGAAGUCAAAGAAAAAUCAAUUCUUUUUAGCCAAGUAAAAAUUAUGCAGAAAUCAGUCAUCUAUAUUAUCAACUUGUGUAUGG